Messenger RNA from Lethenteron reissneri (Far Eastern brook lamprey), 3121 nucleotides. It is a transcript of the gene SMPD1, whose product is annotated as sphingomyelin phosphodiesterase 1. Gene Ontology annotation, biological process: ceramide biosynthetic process; sphingomyelin catabolic process. Lineage: Eukaryota; Metazoa; Chordata; Hyperoartia; Petromyzontiformes; Petromyzontidae. The record is from RefSeq and is a predicted model, not a curated record. Gene Ontology annotation, cellular component: lysosome. Gene Ontology annotation, molecular function: acid sphingomyelin phosphodiesterase activity.
CCCCCCCCGGGACCGUCUUCCUCCCCAGACCCCACCGCCUCCACCUCUCGCCCGCUUCUCCCGCCGGCCUCCCCCAUCUCCCCAUCUCCCCAUGGCGGCGCGGGCGGCGGCGGCGUUCGCCCUCGCCGCGCUUGUCCUCGCCUCUCUCGCCGGCGCCGCGCCCCUCUGGGCCGCUCCCUGGAGCUGGCCGCCCGGCCUCUUCGCGACGAACCCGGCGCUUCCCGGGGUCACCGCAGCCUCGUCGCCCAACUCGACGGAGCUGUGCGCGCUGUGCCGCUUCGCCGUGGGGCUCGUGGACGCGUCGCUGUCCCUCCCGGGCGGGGAGGACGCCCUGGCGCGGGCCGCCGCCUCCGUGUGCGAGAAGCUUCGUCUGCAGGACCGCCGCGUGUGCCAGAACGCGACGCAGCUCUUCAAGGACUACGUGGUCACGGUGCUGCUCCACUCCGUGCUGGACCCCGCCUCCGUGUGCGGGGUCCUCCUGGGCCCCGGCUGCGGCCCCCCGGGACCCCCCCACGCCAAUUGGAGCGUGCGGCUACAGCCCGUCCCCAAGCCGCCCGUGCGGCCACCGGGGCCGCCGCCGCCGCCGUCGGCGCCCCGGGACUCGGUGCUGUUCAUCACGGACGUGCACUGGGACCGCGACUACGCCGAGGGCAGCCAGGCCGAGUGCGGGGAGCCGCUGUGCUGCCGGCGGCAGGACGGGGCCCCCUCGCCCGGUCGCCCCGGGGCCGGCAAGUGGGGGGACUACAGAUCGUGCGACGUGCCGCUACGCACCGUGCAGAGCUUGCUGGAGCACGCCACGUGGCAGGAGCACCACAACACGUGGCAGGAGCACAACACGUGGCAGGAGGGACGCGGCACGGGGGUGACGCACGCGUACUGGACAGGCGACAUCCCCGCGCACAACGUGUGGGAGCAGACGGAACAAGACCAGCUGCAGGCGCUGACGACCGUCACGGAGCUCUUCCGCAAGUACCUGGGCGACAUCACGGUCUACCCGGCCGUGGGCAACCACGAGAGCUCGCCCGUCAACAGCUUCCCACCGCCCUCCGCACCCGGCCACCACUCCUCCGCCUGGCUCUACGAUGCCAUGGCAAAAGCGUGGAGUCAUUGGCUGCCUAGCGACGCGCUUGUCACUCUACGGUUUGGCGGCUUCUACACGGCGCUGGCCAAGCCGGGCCUGCGCGUCGUCUCCCUCAACAUGAACUUCUGCUCCGUGGAGAACUUCUGGCUCGCCAUCAACGACACGGACCCUGCCGGGCAGCUGCAGUGGUUCGUGGACGUCCUGCAGGCAGCCGAGAACAACGGCGAGAAGGUUCACGUCAUCGGUCACAUCGCACCCGGGCUGUGUCGCAAGACCUGGAGCUGGAACUACUAUCACAUCAUCAACCGGUACGAAUCCACCAUUGCUGCCCAGUUUUUUGGACACGUGCACACGGACCAGUUUGAGAUGUUCUACGAUGAGGAGACUCUGAGCCGGCCGCUGGGCGUCGCGUACCUGUCACCCAGUGUCACCACCUACUGGGAUCUCAACCCAGGUUACCGUGUCUACGAGAUCGACGGUGAUCGUAACGACAGCACUCGCGCCGUACUUGACCACCACACCUACUACCUGGACCUGGAAGAGGCCAACCGUCUUGACCGGCCCACGUGGCGCCUCCUCUACUCGGCCCGCAAGGCCUACGGGAUGGAGGCCCUGGGCCCCGCCGACUGGGACGCGCUGCUGCGCCGCAUGCAGGACGACGACGCGCUCUUCGCGAUCUUCUGGUGGCACCUGCACAAGGGCCACUCGUCCGAGCCAUGCGUCGGGAUGUGCAAGGUCGCCUUGCUGUGCGCGCUGAGAUCCGGCCGCUCCUGGGACCCGGAGCAGUGCGCGCGGCUGGUUCGGCCCGAGCAGCACCAGGCCCUCGUGCGCAUCUGGAAGGAAACCGUCCGCUGCUAGGCCGAGGAGCCGCGUUCGCUGGAGAGCGGGCUGCUCCCUUGCGGCACCAGCGCUCAUCGCGUGCGUGGUCGGUGCCAUUUCAGGGUUGGGUGAUUUGCAGUUCCCAGCUCCUCCCUACACUUGGUUGACACGCAGGUUUACAUUCAAGCCUCUAUAAGCUUCGUCUUCUCAUGCUUCGGACUCGAAGCGGAAUUUUUUCGCGCAGCUCUUACUGGCAGUGGUUGCUUCGAAUGUUUGGAGUGGCGAAGUCCAGUCGGAUGAGAUUGCAGUGCCCCCUGAUGGGGGAGCGUGCCUAAGGGGCAAGGCAACCACAUCUCGCACAGAUUCCAGACGUCACGAACAUGGCUUUCUAAGAGCUGCCUUUUGAUUGGUUCCACAUUUGGUUGCAUUUCAAAAACAUUGGGGAAAUGUCAGUGGUUCAUGAUGAAUCCACGGCAUGUGAAAAGGAUAUUCAGCACUCUCAAGACACCAACUCGGGACGGUUUUUAAGCAGUGCAUCUAUUUUGCCGAGACUAAACACCUGUUCCAGUUGCGCUGCUAAUGCAAUACGCGCGUCUUUUUGCACUUUUAUGCAGGCGAUGGCAUUUGGAAAUGCCUCGAUUAAGAGCGCACAAAGGCUUUUGAUGAAACGGGUUUUAAACUGUAAAUUCUUGCAGUGAUUUUUAGAAAUACGGAUGGAAUUGCAGACAGUGUUAGUUUCACUUACAAAGGCCCAAACCUCCCAUAACAUCCAGAGGCUAUGGGUCUGCACAUUCCAAGUCACAGUGUUAGCUUCAUGAUGACGUCACGACGCGGUAACUUGCUGAUUAUAGUUUACUCCCAAUAUUGACACCGCACGUCUGGCCUUCAGGUAAAUCUCACGCAGAUUUGUCUCUUCACAGCCACUUGCACCAUGCAGUCAGCGGGGUGCGGCCUGUAGGCAUGGAGACCAGUGGUCCAUGCUAGGGCCGAGGUUGAGGGUAAGAGAGGUCUCCACCACCAGACCAAGGGUGGCCAAACGCUGUCGUUUGUUUACCCCCGGGUUGGCACGGGUAUUGACACGUGGAGUGGUGCUUAAGUCACGUUAUUGAGAACGUGGCCUCCUCCAGAUGCGGUUCAUCUUGAUGGGCGUGGCUGCUGCAUCUUGACAAUGCACGUUGACUUGUAGAUUCCCUAAUAAAGGCUUUAUUAAUUAAGGCUUCA